AUGCCUGCUCAACCCCAGGCCCUUACCAUGCUCUCCGAUCUGGCUGCUGGCCAAGCAGAAAAACCGAAUACCCCCGCCGAUCCCAGUUCGUCUCCGUCUGAGUUGGUUAAAUCCGAGUUUUCCGAAAAUCCGGGUGUGAGUUUUUCGGAACCAACCAAGGCAGCUGCUGAGGCCCGACCAGAGGAGUUGAGAACUACUCGACGCCGCCUUACAUUAUUAGGCGUAUUUGAUGGAUUUGUUGGUUGCAUGUUUGCCCUGACCCAGUACGUUGCCGGCGUAAUUAUUGAAAGGACUGGCUAUAAUAUUCAGCUCGGUAUCAUUAUUAGUGCCGGGGUGCUUGGUCUCAUUUGCGUCAUUUGUCUGCCCGAAACGAGGCCGGUUCCGACGGAGGCGGUGGAUGAGUCAGUCGACAUGGCUUCCUCCUCCGGUAAUACAAAGGUCUCAUCACCGCGCAAUUCACUGGGUUGUCGAACGGCCACUUUCUUCCGGAAUCCCAUGUUUAUCCUGGGUUUCUUGAUUGCAUUCCUCGCUGCCUUCGUCCUCUGGGCUGACGUGAAUGUUUCUAUGCUUUAUCUCAUGGGCAAACCCUUCGUUUGGCAGUCCAGUCAAGUUGGACUCUUUAUGGGGUUGCGGAAUGCAAGCAGCGCUAUCGUGACUACCGUCAUCUUCUUGACCAUGAGUCUGUCUGCAAAUUGCUGCUUCAGUAAACCCACUGAAGCCCAGGCCUCUGAGCAGGUUACUCCCUCUGGAGCCGAGGACGAGACAUUCACUGCGUUUUCACGUCUGCCGCCUCGUGAACUCUCCCCGACCACAAAACGUUACAGACGGCGACUUAUCGCCGGCAUUGUCACCACCUUGGGUCUUCUGACCCUCAGUCGCAUUCGCCUUCGCGAAUUGGCCAUCUCUUCACCUGAGAAUGGCUUGGCUAUUGAAGAUGCUAGCUAUAUCCAGUACCUCGUGUUUAGAACCCUUUGA
Molecule: messenger RNA, 975 nt
Organism: Dibothriocephalus latus
Lineage: Eukaryota; Metazoa; Platyhelminthes; Cestoda; Diphyllobothriidea; Diphyllobothriidae
Source: the annotation of a GenBank genome assembly